GCUACAAUUGAACAUACGCAUCAUAACUGAAACUACGUCAAAAAAAAAAUCAUCUGCAGUGUCUGUAUUGAAGUGUGCUGUUCUGGAAGCGCGAAUAUGCUAGUCGUUGGUAUCGUAAUAACCAAAUUAGGUUAUAAAUACAGCUUGUUGGAUUUCUAUUUUUAGCUCACUGCUUUAUCGUCCGUUUUCAGUCUAUGUUUUCGUGUUUUUAUUGAACAUUAUUACUUCAUAUAAUAUUCCACAGAUCUGAGCCGCACAUGGAAACAGAUUUAUGUGUUUACAUGGCAACAACAUAUGAGACAAGAACGAAACGAAAAAAAAGAUGGUGCGCAACAACUAUUGUUGUUAUUUCAUAAAUUUUGUUUUGUUUCAGUAGGAUUUGCGUGUGCGUUUGGAAGGAAUUGGAUGGAAUAGAUGAUUGCGUGCGGAUAACAAAAGGGGUUUUCCCCCUUACGUUGUCAUCGACGUCUUCGCAUGCGUGGGCGCAUUUGGAUGCAGUCGUGGAGAGCGCCGACCGACGACGGGCGGCUCUCAUCGAUCUGCGUACUCUAGUGGCAGUGGUAAAAAAAAAAGAGUGAGAGAACAAAACACACCCCUUCGACGUGUGCACGUACACUGCGCCCUUCAAAUGUCGCCAUCGCAAUUUGAAUCAUCGUGAUCGUAGCAGGUGCCGAGAACACAUCAAAACAAAUUAGUCAUGGCCUUCUCCAAUACCAAUACUCUGAGAUCGCCUACGGUGCUGGAGCAGCUGCUGGAGGAGAUCAACUUUCAGAGGACGAAGGAGAUGCGACAACUGCUCAAAGACGAUUCCGGAUUCGUGAUGCUGCAGGGCACCACUUACUGGACCGAUCUCUUCGUCAGGCAUUUUCUGUUCCAAAACGACUCCUCGAUAGACUGCGAUGAUCUCCUGUUCUUCGUCAGGAAGAAACACGUGAAAGGUUCACCAAGAUACCUACCCAAGUUCGAGGUUUGAGCAGCAA
Molecule: messenger RNA, 980 nt
Organism: Nicrophorus vespilloides
Lineage: Eukaryota; Metazoa; Arthropoda; Insecta; Coleoptera; Silphidae
Exons: 2
Coding region: 698-973 (91 amino acids)
Source: RefSeq, a predicted model, not a curated record